Pseudozyma flocculosa PF-1 is the source of this 3849-nucleotide messenger RNA. RefSeq lists its product as uncharacterized. The record is from RefSeq and is a predicted model, not a curated record. Gene Ontology annotation, molecular function: DNA-binding transcription factor activity, RNA polymerase II-specific; zinc ion binding. Gene Ontology annotation, biological process: regulation of DNA-templated transcription. The transcript has 3 exons. Bases 1 to 3849 code for a protein of 1282 amino acids. Lineage: Eukaryota; Fungi; Basidiomycota; Ustilaginomycetes; Ustilaginales; Ustilaginaceae.
AUGCUGCCGCCCCGGGCCGCGGCGCAUACCAACAACGGCUUCCACCGCCCCGCCACCGCAGCCUCCUCCUCGGCCAACUCUUCCACCGCCUCGUCGCCAUCCUCGUCGUCCCAUCCCAUCCCCGCCCCUCCACCAGCCCACGCUGCCUCCUCGUCCUCGUCGUCUUCCGCCGCGCCCUCGUCGACCGCAAACCCGCCAGCCGCCCAUCAACCGCCGCCGCAACAGCAACAGCAGCAGCGGCCCAAGCGCACCCUCGCAAAGCGCAGCUGCCUCCAGUGCAGGCACAAAAAGGCAAGGUGCGAGCUGCCAGACCUCACCGUACCCUCCUCGCAGCGACCCGUCGACUACGACAAAAAGUGCCACCGAUGCAGAGUCCUCCACGUAGACUGCGUCGUAUGGGACGGCGACCGCAAGCGCAAACCAAAGAUCCCAGCGCAGCCUCCCUCGCCGCCCGCUGCCCGCCCACCACCACCUCCGCAGCGUCCAACGCCGGCCACGACCACGGCCACGUCGACUCACGCAACCGCCGCCACCACCGCCUCGGCGCGCGACGACGCCGUCGACGGCUCGACCAACAACAGCAGCUCCAGGAGGUCCGACAGCUUCCACCACGACAGCUCGAACCGCUCCGCUGCAGAGGCCCUCGCUUCCCUCUACCACUCGCCCGCGUCCGCAUCCGCUGCCUCGCCCAGAAACACUUCCACAAAGGUGCCCACGCUCUUUUUUGAGCCAGAAAACGAGCUCUUCCGCGACCACCCCUCCCCUCCGGUCGCCCAACAGCAGCAGCAGCAUCAGCACGCCUCGCGUGCGCCAUCCAGGCCGAGCUCGGCGGUGGGCACGCCAAACGCCCGGUCCCCUCUGGACCCAGCCCAGCCGCAGGCGAAGCAUCACCCGCGCACGCCCCAGCACGGCCGCCCCGCUCACGCCCCCAACGUCACCAUGCCGCACACCGACUCGCAGCAAGACGGCUCCACCUCUCGGCCAGGCGCUGCCGAUGACGGCUCCUUUUCCGCCGCCGCCUCGUUCAGCACUCCCUUCAAGCCGGGCGAGCGCCUUCGACCCGGUCUGGAAAGGCACGAGAGCGCGGCGGCGCAGGCAUCGCCGGUGAAGCGAGCGGGCGGGCCCAAGCAGAUGCUCUGGAAGCCACUCACCGUCAUGUUGCAGUACGCGUCGAGCCAGCCGCGCUUCCUCGAGUACCUCGUCGAGAGGGUGACGGUGCUCGACGCGCCUCUGCGCGCCAUCGACGUGACCGACCUGCUCGAUCAGAGCCUGUGCGAGGGCCUCGAGCACCGCCUGCGGCCCUACAUCGCCUGGCACCCGCACAUGCCCUCUCUCACCGCCACCUACCUCGAGCACGUGCGCCAGCGCAACAAGGCGACGUCGCUGCUGCUCGCCACCCUCGCCCUGCUGGCGGUGCGCCACCAGCUGCCCCUGUCCAUGGAUCUGCCGCGCAAGCUGUCGGCGUCCAUCGACCGGCUCGGCACACAGGUCCUCGUCUCGACGCCGCGCACCAUCCACACGGCCAUGGCCUUUGAGCUGCUCAUCGCCCACGAGCCCGCCCUGGUUGGCGUCACGGCCGUCGGCAGCGCCCGCGACCAGGCGUCGCGCGGCGGCGAUCUCGGCGGCGAAAACCUGCUCGCCGUCGCCCUCAACCUGUGCCGUGACCUUGGCAUCGACAAGUCGCUCGAUCGGUAUGCGGCAGCGAUCCAGGACCUGCCGCCGGCCCAGCCCGGGUCGGUGCAGGACCCGUCGCACCCUGCGCAGGGCCGCGCGUCUGGUGGCCCUGCGCCCGUCGACGAGGCCCGACGCGCCGAGCUGCAGCAGCUGCUCGGCGCCGCGUCGCUCUGGCUCAACCUGCGCAUGUGGGAGGGCCACUACGUCUUCCUCAAGCCCGUCAUCCGCCCCGUGCGCGACUUGAGCAGGCUGGCCGAGCAGGCCAAGAUCCUCAUCUGCCGCGACGAGCUCGGCCGGAAGAUCCCUACGCCGUCCAGGACCGGCGCCGGCGCCGGCAUGGCGCAGCAGCAGCCCGCAUCUUCGUCUCAGGGGCCGUCGACCGACAACGACCAGCUGCUGAGGGCGGCGGGGCGCACGAUCCUUGCGCACCGGAUGCAGAACAUGGCCAUGUUCCACGAGACGAUCCUCGAUAUAGGAGAGGCGCUGGUUAUGCGCAGCGACCCCGACGGCGGCGGCGGCCAGCCGGACUCUGAAGAUCGCGACGGUCGGAGCGGCAGCGCAGCGCGGCGUGCCGACGACCCAGCCGAACCCGCAGGCGACACUGGCGGCGGUGGCGACGUGGACGACGACGGCGCCGAGGCGGAUCCGACCGACGAGCCGCCGCGCGGGUGGGAAGACCGUGCGACGCGUACGGCGGUCCAGAUCCGCAUCAAGAAUCUCAUCCUCGCCGCCUACCAGAAGCGCGUCGAGAUCGAGGAGAAGAGGCACCUCGUCAUGGCCCCCUUUGCCGUCGACGGCCUUGGGUCGCUGCCCGAGGCCUGGUCGCACUUUGAGGCGCUGGCGCUCGUCUCGAUGCUGGGCGUGUUUGCCAGCUGCGCCAUGCACACGGGCCGCAUCCAGUACGCCUUUUCGCCGCAUGACUUUAUCGAUGCGCUGGUCAACGACCGCGCCUUCAACGAGCACAUUGCCGAGAUUGGCAAGAAGCGCCAGGCCAUCUCGACCAGGGUCGUGGCGAGCUUCGGCAUGUUUGACCGGCCCAUUGUCGUCGGCGAGGCGCGCGGCUUCCACUUUGGCGGCCAGCACGCCGAGGGCACCGUCGAGGCGACGGGCGUGCCCAUGUUUCUCACGUCGGCGCUCGUCGUCGACAUGUGCAAGUCGUUUGUCGAGGCGACGGCGUGCGUCAUCAUGGCCUACUCAACGCUCCUCGACACCGUCGACACGCAGGUGCUGCUGAUGAUGCAGGCCGUCCAGCGUCUGUCGUCGUUUGACCAGAACCGCUUCUACGCGCCCGGUCCGGCGGCGGCGGCGGCCAACGGCAACGGCAACGGCAACGGCGACCAAGCCGAACAGGCGGCCGGAAAGCGCUCCGGGACCAGCGAGGGCGCCGGCGACGACGAGAACGACGCGGGGCCGCCGAUCGAGGGGCAGCAGCUCCGACCACGGGCCGAGCGAGCUGCUGAGCGUCUGCCGCAUCGCCGCGCACAGCAACACCAGCCGCACCAGCAGCCGCCGCCGCUGCCGGCGCCGCCGACGGAAGCGCGGACGAGCCACGAUGGCGCCCAAGCCGCCUCGCUAGCGCACCUGGCGGCGGGAUAUGGAGGCACGCACGCCCCGCUGCAACCGUCGUACUCGACGUCGUCCGGCUACGCGUCGCAGGCGCAGCCGGCGUUCCCGCCCUACGCGCAUGCCCAGCAGCCCACGCCGCCUCCGUCGCAACAGCACCAGCAGCAGCAGCUCCAUCACCACCACCACCACGAGCAGGGGCUGCCGUUUGCGGUUCCGAUGCAGCAUCAUCACCAGCAGCAGCAGCAGCCAGGCUUUGCCGGGGCGCACUUUGGUAUGCCGCACGAGGGAGGCAUGCAGCCGCAUUACCAGCAGCAGGCCGGGCCGCAGUCGCAGUCGCAGCCGCACGGGCAGCAGCAAGCGCCAUGGCCCGGCCUGCCGACCGAGUUCGACUACGGGCCCGGGCUGCAGGAGCUCGACAGCUUCCUCGAGUGGUCCAUUGGCGGCUACACGCACGACCUCACCAACGCCCUCCUCCCGCCCGACCCGCACGGCCCGUCGCUGUUUGGCCAGGCCAACGGCGGCGCAGGCCACGGCCAAGGUCAGGGAGGGCCUGGCGCCAGCGCCGGUGCAGGCGGAUUCGACUCGGUCUACCAGGGCGUCUUUCCCUGA